GAUUUUUUAAGGAAUAAAAUAUAUAAGGAAAAUCCCAACUCAAGGCAGUGUGUUGUUCAAUCUUCAUUGCAUUUGCAUACAUACAGGUGAUAUGAGUAUGACCGUGAGAGAGAAAGAAUGGGAGGUGUCAUCAUAUAUGAGUCAUGAGUUUUAGUUUUAAUAAGUACAUAUAGUGCCUAAAGCAUAUAAGUUCUACUGGAAUCUGAAACAACAACUACAACAAAAACAAGAACUAGUGGAAGUGGAAGAGGCUAGAACAACAGAUCCUCUCACGUGCACAACCAUCAGAGGGAAAGAGAGAGAGACUGUAGUAAUUAAUAUGUUUCCUGUCUCCAUGUCUAAUUAUGACCGGAUUUCAGAGCUGAUAUGGGAGAAUGGCCAGCUAUCCAUCCAUGGGCUUGGUGGGCUUCAACCUACUAACCCUACUCAGGAAAAGCCCAUAUCAAGUGGGGCCCACGACACAUUGGAGUCUAUCGUUCAACAUGCCACGUUCCAACGUUAUCAACCGUCAAAAUUCACUAGGGAAGAAGGCCAUGCCCCUACUAGUAAUAGUAAAAACAACAACUCCAUUGGUGCACCCUAUUAUGGUGGUGAGGUUCAAGGUGUGCUAUCCUCGACGAGGAAAAGAACAUGGUCCAAUGCUAACAACAGCAUGUUGGAAGAAUGUGACAUCCUUAGUGGUUGUGCUAGUGCUGGUGCUACCUUUUGUAGGGACAAUGAUACAACCAUGAUGACAUGGGUCUCUCUUGAUCAGUCUGGUCGUAGCUUAAAGACUAUGGAGGAAGAUUCUGCUUGUCACUGUGGAUCGGAAAUUCGAGACAACCAAGAUGACAGAGACAGCAAAGCAGAAGUAGGCCAAAGCAACUCAAAAAGAAGAAGUCGAACUGCUGCCAUUCAUAACCAGUCUGAGCGGAAAAGAAGAGAUAGAAUUAAUCAGAAGAUGAAAGCCUUGCAGAGGUUGGUGCCUAAUGCAAAUAAGACAGAUAAAGCUUCAAUGUUAGAUGAGGUGAUAAACUACUUAAAGCAACUGCAAGCACAGAUCCAAAUGAUGAACAUGACAAGCAUGCCCCAAAUGAUGGUGCCUUUGGCCAUGCAACAGCAGCUUCAGAUGUCAAUGCUAGCAAGAAUGGGUGUUGCUGGGCUUGGCAUGGGAAUGGGCAUGAACAUGGCAGCAGCAGCUCAAACAGCAGGUGGCCCAAUUAGGUCACUCCCCCAAUUCAUUCAACCAACAACAACUACAGUUUGUGCUCCACCACCUGCCACUGCCCCUGUGUUUGUUGCCCCUUCCUUCAUGAUGCCACCUUCCAUGAUCCAAGCACCUCCAAAGCCCCAACAAUUACCUGCAUCCUCAGCCUCCAUUGCCUCAAUUCAUUUGCCUCAUCCAUAUAGUGCUGCUGGUCUCACCCAACCAAUUAACAUGGAUAUCCUCAGCAACAUGGCAGCACUUUAUCAACAACAGAUAAGUCAAAACAAUCAUCAGGCCCUGAGCAGCAGCAUGCCCCAACCACACCAUGAGCAAGGCCGUUGAGAAUAAAAAGAACAGCACUUGUGACAGAAGAAGCACAUUAUGGAUAAGGGACAAAAUGGAUCAAGUGGAGUUAUUCAGCGCAGGCAAAAGUUUGGAUUAAUUUUGAUUGGGGUGAUUUGAAUAAAAGCUAAACUCUUGUUCAAACCAUUGGCUCUCUCUCUCUAGGAAAAUUCAAACAUACUACUAGAAAUUAAUCAACGGUGUAAUGUAAAUUACAGUACAUUUGAGUUCGCCACGCAAUGCAGAGAUAAAUAAUUAUCCAUUACAAAUUGUAGUCCUUACAGUUUAUUUUCCUCUUUAUUUUAUUUAAUUUACAAAACAAAGAUCCCAAGGAAUAAAUCUUGCACAAGACUUAAAUCCUGAAGUUCAUGGGUGAGGGAAGGAAAAUUUGUAUAUUUACAUUUUAGGUUUAAAUAACUUUUGGUACAUUUAAAAUA
Glycine soja is the source of this 1965-nucleotide messenger RNA. RefSeq names its product transcription factor PIF7-like. Gene Ontology annotation, molecular function: protein dimerization activity. The transcript is spliced from 6 exons. Gene Ontology annotation, cellular component: nucleus. Lineage: Eukaryota; Viridiplantae; Streptophyta; Magnoliopsida; Fabales; Fabaceae. The record is from RefSeq and is a predicted model, not a curated record. The coding region runs from base 320 to 1528 and encodes 402 amino acids.